CUCGGUCUGCUCCCUACCGCGACAUUUACAACGCAGUGUCGCCUUCAGUACGCGUGCCGACUGGAAGCGUCAAGUGGCGGAAGGGCCGAGACUGCAAGACUUCCUCACGACCAGUCGGACGUGUAUCCAUUCCGGCAGUAGCGCAGCCAAAGAAGAGAAAGCAUCUAGCUCCGACGAAACACUGCAUCAAAUCCGUCAGAUGCUGGCAGAAAUCCGACAAGAGCCUCGGGAGGAGGAGACAACGCAAUUGUUAGAUCGAUUUGGACGCGCGCACACUUAUCUGCGUAUAUCACUGACUGAGCGCUGUAAUUUGCGCUGUCGAUACUGCAUGCCCGAAGACGGAGUGCCACUGCAACCCACAGAAAACCUUAUGACUACAUUGGAGAUUAUACGAUUGGCGAAGGUUUUUGCAUCUUCCGGCAUCACGAGAAUCAGACUGACAGGUGGAGAACCGCUGCUUCGACGCGACUUGGCGGAACUUGUGGCUCAAUUGCGGGCGAUCCCUGGUAUUGAGUCGGUGGGCAUUACUACCAAUGGUAUCACGCUGCAAAAGAAGCUGCUGACAUUGCAACAGGCAGGUGUGGACCGACUGAAUAUCAGUUUGGAUACGUUGAAACCGGACAGGUUUGCACACAUCACAAGGCGCCAGGGAUUUGCUCGAGUGAUGAACUCGAUUCUGGAAGCACAGGCGUUGGGCUUCUCCCCGCUCAAGAUAAAUUGUGUGGUACAACGCCAUUUCAAUCUGGACGAAAUUGUCGCCUUUGUGGCCUUCACGCAGCAGCACGCAGUGGAUGUGCGAUUUAUUGAGUGGAUGCCAUUCGAUAGCAAUCGGUGGAAUGAUGAGACUUUUGUGCCGUUCAAGGAGAUGAUGGGGCUGAUCCAGGCUCAAUUCCCGACAGUGGAAAAGCUGCGGGACGGAGAAAAUGACACCUCCAAAGCGUUUCGUGUACCUGGAUUCAAAGGACAAUUCGGCUUCAUCACGUCUAUGAGCAAGCACUUCUGCGGCUCAUGCAACCGACUUCGUCUCACUGCCGACGGGAACUUGAAGGUCUGUCUGUUCGGCAACGCGGAGGUUAGUCUGAGGGACGCGAUGCGCUACAAUUUUGGCAACAAAGAUAUCCGCGACAUCGUCGAUGUGGCAGUGCAACGCAAGAAGUUCGCACUUGGUGGUCAUGGAGAUAUGUAUGGCCUUUCGAAGGCAAAGAACCGCCCCAUGAUUCUCAUCGGAGGAUAAUUGACACGUGUUAUCGGAUUAGAGAGUGGGUGUUCUGACGCAAGGAGACCACGGUCACGACGAUUACAAUAGCCAGCUUUAGCUCGUUGUUCGACACCUAUGUUUUCGAACACACGAAAACGAUACUGUUACUGUGUUCAAAAAGCAAUCCGAGAUUUGUGCGCUUUUAAAAAAUGAUAAAGUGCUGCACGUCAACUCAUAACCCAUAAAAAAACUCGGUAC
This is a messenger RNA of Phytophthora infestans T30-4, 1456 nucleotides long. RefSeq names its product molybdenum cofactor biosynthesis protein 1 A. Gene Ontology annotation, biological process: Mo-molybdopterin cofactor biosynthetic process. The record is from RefSeq and is a predicted model, not a curated record. The transcript has 2 exons. Gene Ontology annotation, molecular function: metal ion binding; cyclic pyranopterin monophosphate synthase activity; 4 iron, 4 sulfur cluster binding. NCBI's taxonomy places the organism in Eukaryota, Oomycota, Peronosporomycetes, Peronosporales, Peronosporaceae. The coding region runs from base 329 to 1234 and encodes 301 amino acids.